Dichomitus squalens LYAD-421 SS1 is the source of this 570-nucleotide messenger RNA. RefSeq lists its product as uncharacterized. The transcript has 2 exons. The record is from RefSeq and is a predicted model, not a curated record. The annotation marks the transcript as partial. Lineage: Eukaryota; Fungi; Basidiomycota; Agaricomycetes; Polyporales; Polyporaceae.
GAAGAGCCACCAUUAUAUGCGCCCCUGGGGCAGGAUCAUGAUUGGGGCUCGAGCUUUCAAGCCCACAGGGCCGCAUUCUUCUUCAAGCUAGAGCGAGAGCUAGAGAAGAUCAACGCGUUCUAUCUCGAGAAGGAGGCUGAACUUAAGCUGCGGCUCGAGACGCUGCUCUCCAAGCGGCGGGCUGCGGCUAUGCACGUUCUUCCCGACGCUAGCGACGACGCGACAAAGAACCACGUCGAGUGGAGCGCGGUGGAGGAGGGUUUCAGGUUGCUGGAGCGGGACAUCGGGAAACUGCAGGUAGAUGGUCGCGCCUGUGCCACGCUAUGCUCAAUUUUAUACAUGUCUCUCGCCUUUUCCCUCUUCAGCAAUUCGUUGAGAUCAACGCUAUGGGGUUUCGGAAAAUCCUCAAGAAGUGGGACAAGCGUUCGCGAUCGACCACCAAGGAGCUAUAUCUUGCGCGUCAGGUCGAGGUGCAGCCGGUAUUCAACCGACAGGUAUGUAUGCAUAUAUAACGACCUUCGCUUCUGCUCUACUAAUCAAGUUCGUGCAGCUGAUCUCCGAGUUGGCUGA